AUGAGAGCAGAUACAUUUCCAUUUAUUCUCACUCUAGGUCUUUCAAGAUUGGGUUCUACCUUGGCGGUUCCAACAGGAUCGCAGUCUGAUACUUUGAUUCGAUCUAGCUUCACUGAACUUCCCUCGGUAAACAUUUCUAUGAUGGCUUCUACUCCCGUUCCAAAAUGGUUAUCUGACUUCACAGGUUUGACUGAAUGGCCUGGAGCUGAUCCGCCAUAUAUUCCACUUGAUUUUAUUGAUCUUAAAUCUUUGCCUAACAUUCCUCCCAGAGCGCCUGGUGUCUGUCCUCCCGACCGCUCAACUUGUUCAUUUGAUUGCUUCAAAUGUAUAUCGUUUGACGAUGCGUAUACUUGCCCAACUCUGUCUCAAACUUUCGAUGAUGGGCCUUCUCCCUACACCCCAAAACUCCUUGCAGGGUUAAAUCACAAGACAACUUUCUUUACAAUUGGGAUGAACGUUGUUAGAUAUCCUGAGAUCUACAACCAGAUCAAAAAUCAGGGACAUCUUCUUGGAUGUCAUACUUGGUCACAUAAGUUUUUGCCGGAGCUAAACAAUGAAGAUAUUGUUGCUCAACUUCAGUGGUCAAUUUGGGCUAUGAAUGCAACCGGCUCCCAUCUGCCCAAAUGGUACAGACCACCGUAUGGUGGCGUUGACGAUAGAGUUCGGCAGAUUGCUAGAGCUUUCGGAAUGCAGGCAGUUCUUUGGGAUCAUGACUCCUUUGAUUGGAAAAUGGAAACUUCACCUCCAUCCAGGACAGCCGAUGACAUCUAUAGUGAUGUUCGUCGCUGGAAAGAUUCGGGAGUCAAUGGACUAAUUUUAGAACACGACGCAUAUCUUUCCACUGUCAACUCAGGUAUCGAAGUUAGCAAGAUUGUUGGUGCAGGGCAAAUGACAGUUGCUCAGUGUGUCGAUAGCAUUGACUACAUCAACACUUUCGAUUAA
Messenger RNA from Ogataea philodendri, 942 nucleotides. RefSeq lists its product as uncharacterized. The transcript has a single exon. The record is from RefSeq and is a predicted model, not a curated record. Gene Ontology annotation, biological process: carbohydrate metabolic process; ascospore wall assembly. Lineage: Eukaryota; Fungi; Ascomycota; Pichiomycetes; Pichiales; Pichiaceae. Gene Ontology annotation, cellular component: prospore membrane. The coding region runs from base 1 to 942 and encodes 313 amino acids. Gene Ontology annotation, molecular function: chitin deacetylase activity.